Molecule: messenger RNA, 1711 nt
Organism: Dermacentor andersoni
Lineage: Eukaryota; Metazoa; Arthropoda; Arachnida; Ixodida; Ixodidae
Gene: Ubc10
Product: ubiquitin conjugating enzyme 10
Source: RefSeq, a predicted model, not a curated record
GGUGGCUCUGACGCAUGGCGUCUUAUCUGGUUAUUUCAUAAUGUGUGUUUCCUACGCGCACCACAAGGAGUCGCCGGCUUCUGGAUCAUUCGAAAAUGGCAGCGACGAGGCGGCUGGUAAAAGAACUUGCAGACAUCCGGAACUCGGGAACAAAAUGCUUUCGGGACAUCCAAGUGGAUGAAAAAAACAUGCUCACAUGGCAGGGAUUGAUUGUGCCUGACAACAGCCCGUACAACAAGGGGGCUUUUCGGAUAGAAAUCAACUUCCCAGCCGAAUACCCGUUCAAGCCGCCCAAAAUCACCUUUAGGACCAAGAUCUACCACCCCAACAUUGAUGAAAAGGGUCAGGUGUGCCUGCCCAUCAUCAGCGCGGACAACUGGAAGCCGGCCACUAAGACGGACCAAGUGAUCCAAGCCCUGAUUGCACUAGUCAAUGACCCAGAGCCAGAGCACCCGCUGCGUGCCGACCUUGCCGAGGAGUACAGCAAAGACAGAAAGAAGUUCCUGAAAAACGCUGAGGAGUUCACCAAGAAGCACUCCGAGAAGCGGCCGCCUGACUAAACUCCUAGCUGCCUAGUGCAACUCGGGUCGUGCUGCUCACGAGCAACAACAGAAAAACAGAAAGCGAAGGCAGAAGAAAAAAAGCAUGGGUCUUUCAAAUUCUUGAGCCCGCCUUCAUUUCAGGUGUACUUGUUUUCUUUUUUUUUUUUUUUUCCUAUCUCGAGGUGUUUUUUUCUGUAUGUGUGCCUGCACAAGAAAAAUGUGAGAAUGCUUGGUUUCAAAAGUGGGCCACCCACACACAGCGGGGCUUUUAUUUGCCGCUGGCUAUGAUGCAGUGUGAAAUAUGGGUUCCCUAGUUUCCCUAUCAUACUUGCUAGUAGACAGUAGAAUGUUGGCAACAACGUUCUUUCGCUUCUUGCUCCGUGCAGCGGCAAGUUUGCUAUGAUGUUAAGCUUUAGUGCUAGCUUGCCACUUUUGCUGUUUCACGUGUUGCUUGUUGAAUGAAUUUGUAAUUAGGACGUGUUGAGAAGGUCAAUAUUUGUUCGCCCACUGGCGUUUUCUUUUCCUCGUGUAAGACGGCAGACAUUGUCAUCACUUGCGUCUACCUUUCUUCUGAACAGUGUGCUUGGAGGUGUGCACAUCUAGAUGAUUUCUAACAUUAAUCACAUUUUUCUUUUUUUUAGGGGGGGGGGGGGUCUGUAGGAAAGGCAUUUUGAAUCCUGUUUGGGUGCUUUUAUUUUUGUUCUCAUCCUGCUGUUUGGGCUGCGUUUGCACCCGAAAAACGAGGAAAAACGUUUACUCAUUCACAGACGUGGUGCUUGCCUUUGUGAUACCCGAGCGUGUAGAUGGCUCGUGGUGCAGCACACUUAGCCUUAAAACAUGCUGAAACACAUGCACAACAGCACAGUUAGCUGUAUGUUGAACGUGACAGGGAGAACAUGGAUAGAAAUAAAAUUAGCCUGCGUUUCCUUAAUCCUACACCGCCCAAACACUUAGUGCUACCUAGCCCCCUUAUGAGGAUGUUUUCGCAUAGUUGGGGCACUUGAUUUCUUUUCCUUUCCUUUUUUUUUUUUUAAAUUGUAUGUUGUGAUAAUUUAGACUUGUAUUUCAUGUGACGUUUAUGAUUACUCUGAGCUUAUGUCUUUUUGUUUAUAUAAUGUGCGAUAGUGUGGAGUAAGAGAAUCGUAAAUAAAUCUGACUGAUUUGUUUUA